UCAUGUGUGUCUCUUAUCUUUUAUGUUCUCUCCUAACUUUCUUUCACUCGCUAAACGCAUGCGCUGUUCACAGAAGUCAAGCAAAGGGAAAUUGCGUUUCACCGACGACAGUAAAGUCGAUGUAUCCCACAAGAAUAUCGUCCUAAAGAAUCUGGCUAACAAAAUCGCCAGUACAGAGUCUUUAGACAACGAAGACUACGAUUCCGAUGCAAGCAACGAAAGCACGCUUUCAGAGGGCGCUUUAAGUGUAUCAAGGAAACACAGCCCGAAGUUUGUUUCCGAACCGAAUUUGAGCGUUUUGGACUCCGAGGAAACUCCGAAAAACACGAAGAAACGCGGAACGAGGUUGUUCCGUUCGAAAAUCUUAUCCGCAUCGCAGAAUCUGAACAAAAAGUACCAGAAACGUAGCGCGGUUAUCAAAGGAACGCCGACUUCAUGCGUCGCUUGUUUCGAUGACGACAAUUCGGACGCGUCGUUUCCCGACUCGAGCGAUCGGAGUCCGAUAGUGGAUACGCCUAAGAAAACUCGCUUAGAAACGGAAGAUUCGAACGCACAGAAGGAAAUGAAGCUGCAUUAUUUAACCAGUACGCCGGGUUUAUCUGAAGCCGUGGUGUUUGACGAAGAGUGCGUCACACCGUUCGCGGUGAAUUUUAGAAGAGCCUCAAUGUCACCGAUUACGAAGUCUACGCAGAAACUGUCCAAAGCUAUGCAGGAGUCAAUAAUGACGCCACGCUCGCGGAAGCCUCUCAUAAUAACGUCGGAACAGCGCGACAGCCUGCCAGAGACAAGCGAUAAGAAGCCGGAACCAGAGCCAACGCGUGACGUCAUGUAUCACUCCAUGUCACCAAAAAAUGACAGCGACUUCGUCUCGUCCGAAGAUGAGGAUCUUAUGUCGCGGUCAUCGUUUUCUUGUGAACGAUCGCACCACUCAAAUGCGUCGCUGCCACCAAAACCAUACGACGCGCGAUCACUCUCAGUCGGCGACGUAAGUCCUUUGCGCUCCGAAAACACACGAUUCAUCAUCAGCCACGAACGACCAAAUUUAAUCGAACAAGAACUAAACACCACCUUGUGUGGAGACACCCUAAUACCAACGUUCAAAGUCUCCCACGAAAUGACCAACUUUGUCGACCAAAAAACACGUUCCUUAACCGAACCCUUCAGAGAGUACCUACUCAGUCGUUCAGUACUAACAGCCACACCGGUCGAUCUAUCGAUUUUAAAUAAAUCGAGCGACACCGAAGACAAAAUCACCGAUUCUUUGCUAUACUGCCUCGACGGUAACGUUCCGUCUGAGUUAACUUUAUCGAUUAGUAACUUGGCGGUCGAUAAAGAUUCGAGUUUGAGAUCGCCGCUGAAGGAUAUCCAUAAUUUUGUGGAAAUGAGUCCAAGUAGGAAACGAUGUGCUAGCUCGAAAGAAGUGGCCGAGUCUGAAAGCAAAAAGGUGAUAGUUGAAAAGGAGAGUGCCGAAAUCGCUAGCGUUUUUGAGAUACGCGAGACUGAGCUGUGAAGUUAUAAAAUCUACGUGUUUUAAAAUCGUAAGGCAAAGUGUACUAAUUCUUGUAGAUGAAAUGUCUUUGCACUUUUAGGUCAUACCCUUUUAUCAAAAUUAUCAAACUAUGUACACACGUCUAGUAACUUCAAAGUGUAUGAAAAAACUGACGUCAUAAGGUGAUUAGGAGUCAAUAGAAUAACAAAGUUAAGGGACCUACCUUAGGAUACCAAAUAAUCCUGCUUAUACUGGAUCUACCCAAAGUCGAAAAACGUAGCAAGUUUUCCAUGAAACCAUAAACUGUGGACUUCUUUUUCAAACGUUAUUGUAUGCGUUGUCAGUGUUUCUAUUACUUGGUCUAUACGCAUAAUAUUUAUGUGUAGUGCAGUGGUCGCGAUUUAUGCCAAAAAUAUAACAAUAAGGACUUGCUGAUUGUGAUUGUGAUUAUGUAAGUACAUAAUAAUAAACUUUUUGACAUCCUUUAAUAUUGUGAUUAUGAACAACAAUUUGUUGUAAUUAUUUGAUUUCAGAUGUAAAAAGUUUUAUAAGUCAAUGUAAAUAAACAUUUAGAUACUAAUUUUAUAAUUGAACUAGACUUCCAAAAUAAUUGUAUGACGUAUCAUGUUAGUCUGCCGUACGGCGUGAGGUAACCAGUAGUCAUACCUUUGUCCCUUUGUCAGUCAGCGAUAGAGGUGCGUAUGCAAAUUGUUAACCACAAGCAGAGUAAAUACAAAUGAGUAGGUCAUCUUCAUAGAAACGCACCGAGCGCGGUUUGUAUGUGAGC
Ostrinia furnacalis (Asian corn borer) is the source of this 2276-nucleotide messenger RNA. RefSeq lists its product as uncharacterized. The coding region runs from base 23 to 1510 and encodes 495 amino acids. The transcript is spliced from 3 exons. NCBI's taxonomy places the organism in Eukaryota, Metazoa, Arthropoda, Insecta, Lepidoptera, Crambidae. The record is from RefSeq and is a predicted model, not a curated record.